GAGCCGGUCGUCCUUUUGUAUGAGCUGAAGAGCACCCUUGUCGCGAGCGGAGCGGGCAUGAUGUCGGUUUGAAAUAUCGUCAUCCAACCCACAACCUAAGUGCUUGUUCCCCCCUGUAGGCAUGGAAGCUGGCGUGUAUAGAUCGUGAAGGUGGCUCCGCGCCAACGACCCCGUACGAAACAUACACAUUACUUCACAAGCAUUCAGCGACUGCGACACACCAUCUGGGCGAUUUCUGGAAAUGCAUGGAAGCGCGGUUCAGCGAUCCACAUUACGUUUCGCAGACUUCAUCAUCAACAAACUUAUCGAAUGCGGCGGGCAGGAGAGCACUGAUUGUGGGCGCGGGGCCGGCAGGACUUCGGGCUGCUGUGGAGAUGUGUUUGUUGAGAUGUGACAAGAUUGUCGUGCUUGAGAAGCGAAACACAUUCAACAGGGUGAAUGUGAUGAGGAUACACACAAAGGACAUGGACGAGCUUGUGCAUCAGCUGGGGGCGAGAGACUUUUACCGCAAGAUUUGCGUUCAGGACCGAGAUGUCGUCGCCAUCAGACGCAUGCAGAUUGUUUUUAUGAAGAUGGCUUUGUGUUUAGGCGCUGAGAUCAUCCCCCAAGCCGAGCUAGCAGGCAUCGAACCCGACAAAGACACCCCCUACUGGACAGCCCGCACUACCACCUCAACACCACACGACCUAAAAUGCAACACCCUCGUCCUAGCCGGCGGCGAAAAAUCCAAACUCUCCUCCGACUUCGGCUUCUCCCGUACCUCCUUCCGCGCCGGCGUCGCCACAGGUAUCACCUGCAACUUCGUCCCCUCCCACUCGCCCGCCGCCGCCGACGCCAUGCAGGGCGGAGUCGUCUCAUAUCUCUCCGCGCCUUUCUUCAACUCGCUGAAAGAGAAAGGACUGGAUCUUGAGAACCUUGCCUCGUAUAUUACUGAGGAAUCGCAUUACCUCGUCAUGACGCCCAAACGCAGCACCCUGCUCAACAAGGGAAUUGUCAAGGAAGACCGCGCGGAUCCCGUGGAGUUGGUGCAACGUGAUAACGUCGACCGCGACAACUUACUCAAAUUUGCAAGAGAAGUCGCAACAAUGGCAGGUGUGCCACCGGACAGCGAAUUCCUCCAAACCACGUCAAGUAAAGGCGGCCCGCCCCGCCCGGACGUCGCCAUCUUCGACUUCACCGGCAAAACUUGCGCUACCGAACCCAGUAAAGCAAUUACCUCCACCUUCACGCCCCCCGGGAGCAACACAAGACACCCAAAAACCCUCCUAGUAGCCCUCGUCGGCGACGCCCUCGUGGAACCCUUCUGGCCAAUGGGCACCGGGUGGGCGCGCGCCGUGGGCAGUUGUAAAGCGCUAGGAGACUGUCUGAGGGAACUUGGUCCGGAUCCGCUGAAAUGGGGUGAGCGUGUGGAGGCGGUGUUGAAGGCGCAUGCGGAGCAGUAUAUUGUGUUGAAGAGUGAGAGUUAUGCGCCGAUGACGAAUGUUAUGGGGUCCAGUUGAGAGAUGGACGUCUUCGCCGUACGUGUUUUUUGAUGUACCACUCCAUCUAUGCUUUGUGUUUUUUUCAUACCUUACAUAGUCGGAUUACCCGCUGCAUAGCCGCUGAAAUUUUGUAUGUACUGUAUAUAGACGCUUAGCUCAUUGUUCUUUUUCUUUUCCUUUUCGCGUUGUGCGUUGGACCCUUUAAACAUUUCGUUUUGAUGUCGUGUAUCUGUGUACAAUGAACCCUAACAGUAUGAGAAAAGAAUAGUACCACCAUCUAUUAUAGU
Fimicolochytrium jonesii is the source of this 1768-nucleotide messenger RNA. RefSeq lists its product as uncharacterized. The coding region runs from base 246 to 1499 and encodes 417 amino acids. The record is from RefSeq and is a predicted model, not a curated record. The transcript is spliced from 3 exons. NCBI's taxonomy places the organism in Eukaryota, Fungi, Chytridiomycota, Chytridiomycetes, Spizellomycetales, Powellomycetaceae.